This is a messenger RNA of Neltuma alba, 721 nucleotides long. Its product is annotated as 60S ribosomal protein L24. Gene Ontology annotation, molecular function: mRNA binding; structural constituent of ribosome. Gene Ontology annotation, cellular component: cytosolic large ribosomal subunit. The transcript has 6 exons. NCBI's taxonomy places the organism in Eukaryota, Viridiplantae, Streptophyta, Magnoliopsida, Fabales, Fabaceae. Gene Ontology annotation, biological process: cytoplasmic translation. The coding region runs from base 1 to 561 and encodes 186 amino acids. The record is from RefSeq and is a predicted model, not a curated record.
AUGAAGAGGAUAAUAUCCGGUUUCUCGCAGCAACAGGCGAAGACAGGGCAAUCUCCAGCAGCCGCAAUGGUUCUCAAGACGGAGCUCUGUCGAUUUAGUGGGGGCAAGAUCUACCCUGGGAAAGGCAUCAGAUUCGUUCGAUCUGAUUCUCAGGUCUUUCUGUUUGCAAACUCAAAAUGCAAAAGGUACUUCCACAACAGGUUGAAGCCGUCAAAGCUCACCUGGACUGCCAUGUACAGGAAACAGCAUAAGAAGGACAUUGCCCAAGAAGCUGUUAAGAAGAGGCGUCGCGCCACCAAAAAGCCGUACUCAAGGUCUAUUGUCGGUGCUACUCUGGAAGUGAUCCAGAAGAAGAGAACCGAGAAACCAGAGGUCAGAGAUGCUGCCAGAGAAGCUGCCCUUCGUGAGAUUAAAGAAAGAAUCAAGAAGACAAAGGACGAGAAGAAAGCGAAGAAGGCCGAAGUGAUGGCCAAGGCACAAAAAGCACAAGGGAAAGGAAAUGUUCCCAAGGGUGCUGCCCCUAAAGGUCCCAAGCUUGGGGGAGGUGGUGGAAAGCGCUAAUUUUUUUUUUUGUCUGUUUCUUUUUUUCUUUUUUGGCUGCCACUUGGAGGAUUUUGAGACAUAUUUGAUGUUAUAUUUCAUUGAGUUUAAUUUGAAUGGAGCUUAUGUGGAUUUUUAUAAUAGAUGCUCAUUAUGGUAAUUGUGAAGUAGCUUUUGUUCA